UCUCAAAAAAAAAAAAAAAAAAAAAUCUUGUAAAAAGAACAAUAUGGUCAAAUGUGGAUGUGAAAGAGAAAAGGUAGAAAGUUUUGCAAGUUAAAAGGAAGAAUUACCAUCAAGAGGACUUUGAGGUCCCAAAACAUAUCAGAUAAAAAGGUGAUAAUAUUUUAUUCCAAAGUUUUAUGGUGCUCAAAGAAUAAUACAUUAACAAAACCUAGAAUUUUUUAACCUGCAAAUAGGAAAAGUAGAUUCUUUUGUUCCUUCUUUUUUACAGCCUUUCAUCUAUUUUGCAUGUUCUCAUUGCAUCACAAAACUCCAUUAUUGAUAAGUUCACAGUACAGUAGAAAGAUCAAAUCAAGUGCAAGCAAAAAAACAUGGAAAUCUUGAUCAAGAAAGUUCAUUUUCUAGCCUUUUUGAUCUUUUUUUUGAACCUUUAUUUUUCAAGAAGUACCAUUUCACAAGAAUCACAAAGCUACUGUGGAAAUAUAAAGAUUGAAGAGCCUUUUGUUUCUCAAAACUCAAAAAAUUCAUCAUUCUUGAAGAACAUGGUGCUUUGUAGAUCAGAGAUUUUAUACUUUAAAACUUCUCUUGGCCUUUUUCAAAUUUCUUCAAUUGAUUAUAAAAACAAACUGUUAACUAUUUCUCAUAGUUCUUGUUCUUCUUCAUCCAACUAUGUAUCUCCUAAAGAUUUAUCUUCUGGAUUUCCUAAUCCCCCUACGCCUAACUCAUUACUCCUAUUCAACUGCUUAAAUUCUAAAAAUACAUCAGCCUUACAAAGUUGCCCUCACUUGAAAAAUGAAAAAGAUUCUUUUAGUUUGUGUAAAGAAGGUGUGACAAACAAAGGGUCUUUUCCUUUUUCUUGUGUGAUGGUUGAUGAUGUACAAGAUUUGGGAAAUGAGUUUCAUCCUAAAGAAUUGAACUGUUCACAUUAUAGAAGAGUUUAUAAAAGCACUUCUCAAGAUGGGAACACUAUGAAAUUUGAGUCAGGAACAAGGCUAUCUUGGGAAGUUGACCAUGUACCAAAUCCUUGUGAUGAGUGUAGAAAGCCUCAUGGUAAUUGUGGAGUUGGAUUGAGAUGCCUUUGCCAUGUAACUGGAUGCAAGGUGGAGGUUUCUGCUGGUGCAAUCAAGAAACUUAGUGAUCCUCCAAAAGCAGUGGAUUUUUGGAAGAUUCCACACAGGUGCAGUAGCUUUCAGAGAGCUCAUGCGCAACAUACCUAAAAAGUGUGUGAUGAAGAUUUCCCAGAUACUACUUUAUCAAUAUAUGUCUGAAGUGAAAAUUAUUAGUGGUGGGGUGCAUAAACCACUUAAGUAUGAGCAUGUGCAGAACUUUACUACUUGAGCAACUUAUGUAACAAGUAGGGACAUUUACAGCCCUUUAGUGAUUGCAUUGUUCAAGUUAAGCUUUUCA
This is a messenger RNA of Lycium ferocissimum, 1404 nucleotides long. RefSeq lists its product as uncharacterized. The transcript has 3 exons. The record is from RefSeq and is a predicted model, not a curated record. NCBI's taxonomy places the organism in Eukaryota, Viridiplantae, Streptophyta, Magnoliopsida, Solanales, Solanaceae. Bases 369 to 1214 code for a protein of 281 amino acids.